Messenger RNA from Myxocyprinus asiaticus (Chinese sucker), 4035 nucleotides. RefSeq names its product actin-binding protein WASF1-like. Gene Ontology annotation, cellular component: cytoskeleton; SCAR complex. Bases 379 to 2016 code for a protein of 545 amino acids. Gene Ontology annotation, molecular function: actin binding; protein kinase A regulatory subunit binding; Arp2/3 complex binding. The record is from RefSeq and is a predicted model, not a curated record. The transcript is spliced from 10 exons. Lineage: Eukaryota; Metazoa; Chordata; Actinopteri; Cypriniformes; Catostomidae. Gene Ontology annotation, biological process: actin cytoskeleton organization; positive regulation of Arp2/3 complex-mediated actin nucleation.
ACUUGCAAUGACAUCUAGAAUAUCGGCUCUCCAAAUAAACGCAUCUCAGCCGUUUUGUGUAUGGGUUGAUGACUCGUUCUUUUGUUUUACUAACUUCUUUGAGUGGGAAUAAACUUGUGCGUUUUUGACGUACAUGCUGCUGUAUAUUCAUAGCGGAUCCCUUUUCCAGCGGAGACAGUGCGGUUGUCCAGAGUGCCCUAUCUCUUUAACGGGAUUCACACACCAGCUAUAUUUCAGUUCUGUAUUUCAGCAAUGAACACUGCUCUACUGUACCGUGAGGAUUCUUUAAAGGAAUAACCCGCAUACCUGGGGAUAUCAUGGAAAAAUAAGAGUAAAUUACAUUUAUUCAGGUGUAGCAGUCACAGGUUGUGAUUCAGGAUGCCACUGGUGAAGCGGAGUAUCGAGCCGCGUCACCUGUGUCAUACGGCUCUACCGCGCAGCAUCAAAAAUGAACUGGAGUGUGUGACCAACAUCUCACUCGCCAACGUCAUACGACAGCUGAGCAGCCUCAGUAAAUAUGCUGAGGAUUUGUUCGGCGAGCUCUUUAAUGAAGCUCACUCGUUCUCGUUUCGAGUGAACUCGCUGCAGGAGAGAGUCGACCGCCUGUCAAUCAGUGUCACUCAACUCGACCCGAAAGAAGAGGAGUUGUCUCUUCAGGACAUCACGAUGAGGAAGGCGUUUCGCAGCUGCACCAUUCAAGACCAGCAGCUGUUUGAACGCGAGUCGCUGCCGAUACCGAUGCAGGAGACGUACGAAAUCUGCGAACAACCACCGCCUCUCAAUAUACUCACACCUUAUAGGGAUGAUGGGAAAGAGGGCUUGAAGUUUUACACAAACCCGUCGUACUUCUUUGACCUGUGGAGAGAGAAGAUGCUUCAGGACACUGAAGACAAGAGGAAAGAGAAGAGGAAACAGAAGUUGCAGGAUCCCCUCAUGUAUGAUCAGGUCUAUAAAUAUUUAGACCUCCCAGUGCAGCUGAAGAACAUCGACCGUCCUCAUGAGAUGGAGAAAGUCCCGCGGGCGCCACACGAUCGUAAGAAGGAGUGGCAGAAGAUGGCAUUAGGGGCGGAGCUUGCCCAAGAGGACAUGAACGACAAACACCAAGACACUAACGGCGCCGCAACAUACCAUGACGCCAGGCAAAUGUAUAUUGAUCAUCUCGAUGGGUCGUUCUCCCUAGCCGCACUGCCGUACUCUCAGAUGAACGAACUGUUGAACCGCACGGGAGACAGAACAUACGGCCGGCCGCACGAACCGCCGCCUCCACCACCAACAUACCCGCCAGAUUUCAAACCAACCUCAGUUAUCAGUUCCAGCUCAGGUUUCUCCGACAGCGUCACUCAGUCUCCAGCCCGCACGCCAGUCUUCCUCAACUCCACUGCCCCGCCCCCUGCCCCUCCCCCUUUACCCCCACCCCCUCCUCCUCUCCCCGCCAACCAAUCAGGUUUCAGAAUGCGAAGUACGGCUCCGCCUCCGAUCCCACCCUUACCUUCCCAGCAGCCCCCGGCCAUCCCCCCUCCCCCUGCCCCCCUUCAGAUUGCCCCCGGUGUCCUACACCCCGCUCCGCCUCCAGUGGCUCCACCCCUUCACUCCUCCCCCGCCCGCAUACAGCAAGACAAAGCUCCGCCCACAGAUGGAACUGUUUUGCCGCCGCCUCCCCCGCCUCCUCCCUUGCCACUCCCAGGAAACAGAAGCUCCUCCCCCUGCACAUCCUCAGGCCCACCCAUCAUGCCUUCCUUCCCAUCCGGAGCAUUCUCAUCGCCACCCACUCACUCGGGUCACGAGGUCAAGAGGUAUACCUCCAACAUGCCGCCAAUCAGCGACGCUCGCAGCGUUCUAUUGGAGGCCAUCCGUAAAGGUAUCCAGUUGAGGAAAGUCGAGGAACAGAGGGAACAGGAGGCCAAACACGAGCGCGUAGGUAAUGACGUCGCCACAAUCUUGUCGCGCCGCAUCGCUGUGGAGUACAGCGACUCCGAGGACGACUCAGAGUUUGAUGAAGUCGACUGGAUGGAAUAAGAGGGGGAUAUCAUGGGAAAAGUUUGGGAAGGAUGCAUAUGAAAUCUCAGUUAACCUUCUUCCUGAUAACAACUAUCCCAUGAACACUUGUGUCCCUCAGUUGUCGUUUUAUUCAGGACACAUCAGCAUUGCAGAUGUCUGUAUUUGAUGUUCCCAGAAUGCUUUUUAACCACAUGUAUUUCUUUUAUUCACAUUUGUCCGUCGUUCAUUCUCAAUAGGAACAACACAAUAGGUUAUUUUUAUCGUUGUGAAGUGCUGUUUGGCGCGACCUCUUUAAAUAGACAGCAGCGCCCCCUUCCAGUCACAAAAGGCAGUGGAACAAAUGUUCAUAUCACCAUCUCUUUACCUGCGGAUCACAAUGUGAUAGAUGCUUAUAUCAUCGAAACUGUUCUUCCAUUUCAAUCUCACGAAACCUGUCAAGAAAAUCCCUGGGUAAUAUUGUACACCAAAAUAAAAAAUAAGAAAUUAUAUUUUGCUUAGAAACAAUUAAAUCGAUUUCAUCAAUAUGAUGAUUGUGGCAGGGCGGAGGGCGGGGCGGGGUCAUGAUUCUGCAUACCCUAAUAAGGCUGAUUCUCUCAGUGCGACAGAGAGAGAGUUAUGGACAGCUGUCCGACACCUGUGUGUGUGUUUGUCUUUUGGGUUAAGUUUAUCAUUAAACUAUCAUUAAUAUUAUCAAGCCGGUUCUCGCCUCCUCCUUUCGAGAACCGGCUGUGUUACACUGGUGCCGAAACCCGGGAAGGAGGAGGGAUACGGCGUAGCCUGGUCCUCGGCCACUCCUCCGCCCUCUAGUGAAUGACAGCCGCACCUCCCCGGGUGGAUCGGAGAUGGUCCUACAGCCCCUGGCGGACGGAACGCCCUGCUGCGUUCCGGCGGACAGAAGGGGUCUCCCCCGCCACUGGCAGCGGUCCUUCUGCUCCAGGCGGUCGGCCAGGAACCCCUCCCCAUUUGCGGUCGGCGGUCUCAGACCCCGCCGCAUUUCAGCGGCUGGUAGGGGUCUCCUCCGCCCCUGGCAGCGGCCCUAACCGCUCCAGGAGGUUGGUUAGGAGCCCCUCCUCCCCUCAGGUGGCCGGGCUCCUCCGUCCCCAGGCGGCUGGCCGCGGCUGCUCGUGGACGGUAAUGGCGAGGACUCUACUACGGCGCAUCCCUCCUCCUUGCCACCAGUGUAACACUUUCAAUGGAAAGGAGGAGGCGAGAACCGGCUUAACAACAUAAAGAAUAUUUAAUGAUUAACUAAAACAAAAAGACAAACACAUACAGGUCAGCUGCCUGUAAUUCUCUCUCUCUUGCACUGCCGUCUCCAGUCGGCUUUAUCCCUCUCAGGCUUAAUCAGCCUAAUUAGCCCUGCCACACUGAUAAAAUAAAUAAAGUAUUUAAACAGUAUAGUAGUAUUUGUUGUACUGCCUUUAUGCUGUAGGAAAUCGGCUUAAUUGUCAUGAAAAUAAUGUUAAUGGUCCUAAAAAUACACCUAAUUUUAAAUGCAAAAUGUACUUUUUGUUUCUUUUGAUAUUUUGACCAUAGUGACCUAGACAUGUUUUCGUGAGUUCCAUCCAAAAAGCGUAUUAAAAUACUGACAUUUACCAUAAAGGUCCUGCAUAUAGAGUAAAUUGUAAUUUAUUGCAUUUCUCAAUUUAUUUUGUUUGCCAAAACAUAAGAACUGGCCUUGACGAACUUCAAAGUGAGCUUUGGGAAGCACAAAAUCUUGCUUUGUAUGUUCAAAAGAAGAGAAAAAAGUGAUACGGGCCAUCGGUUUUCAAGUUCAUUGUCUUGUCUGUUCGUGUUUGGACUGAAAGGAGUUUGUUUCUUUCUUAUGCCUUAUGGGUUUUGUAUAAAUGUUGAUGUGUUGAUGAAUGUAUUGUGCUGUUACUACUUUUGCCUGCAUUUCUCCAGCUGUUUCUAUGUUCCAGACGGGGAGGGGAUACAGACAUUAAACAUGAUUUAAAAUACUGUAUACCGUGUAAUGUAUGUAACUGUUUAAUGUAACAGUUUGCUUGAAUUAAUAAAAACUAAUGUUGAAGGUUC